Callorhinchus milii (elephant shark) is the source of this 1626-nucleotide messenger RNA. It is a transcript of the gene dennd10, whose product is annotated as DENN domain containing 10. Gene Ontology annotation, biological process: regulation of early endosome to late endosome transport; protein transport. NCBI's taxonomy places the organism in Eukaryota, Metazoa, Chordata, Chondrichthyes, Chimaeriformes, Callorhinchidae. The record is from RefSeq and is a predicted model, not a curated record. Gene Ontology annotation, molecular function: guanyl-nucleotide exchange factor activity; small GTPase binding. Gene Ontology annotation, cellular component: late endosome.
GAGAGAGAGAGAGAAGGAAGGAAGAAGGAAGAAGGAAGGAAGAAAGAGAGAGCUUUAGCUGUGACUGUGGAGCACAAGCCAAGCAAUGGCUGCAUUGCCUUUGAUGCAGAGUGUGGGACUGGUCGAAAAAGAUACAAAUGGCGAUGCCUUGUGGGUCUGGUCUUAUCCCACCAUCACAGCAGAGUUCCGAGAAUUACUCUUAAGGAAGUGUUGUCUCACCGAUGAAAACAAUGUCCUCCACACCUUUGUGUUUGGCCAGUUCAGAAGGACGUGGUAUUAUAUCACGACGACACAAGUCCAGGACCCCACUGCAUUGUCAAAGGUGACUCAUUUUUCUCUCGUGCUAACUGCCAAAGACUACAACCCAGAGAAGUAUGCAUCAUUUGGCAGAGUGUUAUGUAGGAUAUACAUGAAACAUGGCAACCCAGCCAAGAUGAUGGAGAGUUACAUUUCUGUCCUUACUAAAGGCAUCUGUCAAAGUGAGGAGAAUGGGUCGUUUCUUGUCAAGGACUACGACACCAAAAAGGCUUACCUUGCAGGAUCCAUCAAAGACGUAGUAAAUCAGUUUGGAAUGGAAACCAUUAUCCUGUACACCGCGUUGAUGCUAAAGAAGAGAAUUAUCGUCCACCACCCUCGCAUAGAAGCAUUGCAAGAGUUCACCAGGACUUUACCAACACUAAUCUGGCACAGAAAGGACUGGUCAAUACUUCACCCUUACGUUCAUUUGAACCAUGAAGAACUGGAUGCUUUAAAGACCUGCACAGGUUAUGUCGCUGGGUUCACAGACGUAAAGGUGAUUGACCGGUCAGACCUGUACGAUGUGUUUGUGAAUCUCCUGGAGAGUGAGAUCAACGUUAGUCCACAUGCUAAAGAGGCAAUGACAAUGGGUAAACUGCACAAGGACAUCGGCCAACUCAUUGUCCAGUUAGCUGAUGACCCAGACAAAUCAGACAGUCAAGUCAUCAAGGAAAUUUCAUUGAACAAAGAAAUAUUGACUAAUCUGGCCUCCCUGGCCUCAGCGUCAGGUGAGAAUCGGAAGCCCACCAUCACCCUGGAGGUCUUGAAAGAGCGUCGCUUCCCACCGGCGACCGAAAACUUCCUGUAUCACCUGGCGGCCGCUGAGCAGAUGCUUCAGAUAUGACUCGAUUGUCCUUUUCCAGCCGGCACUGUGCCAGCGCAUCAACAAAGAUCCUUGUAGAGACAGCAUCCUCUUUAAGGACCUUGUGCAAGAGAGCAGAGCUGAACACAAUGUUUCUGGUCUCUCAGCAAAUCAUUCUGUUCAAGAGCACUCACCAGUGAUCUGUCCGUCAGUCACGAGAAGAUCUGCUGACUCAGUUGUCAGCCUCAUUCUCUUUGUGUUCAAAAGUGUGUGGGGGUGGGGGGGGCAUGUGACACAUCCUGUAAAGCCCAUAUGUGUGGAAAUGCACAUUAGAAACAAAAUUCUUCCCCCAAUUGUUAUUGAAAAAAUGGGUAACUCCUGUUCCAACAACAACUUGCAUUUAUAAUGCACCCCUCACACAGGGCGAUGCACUCCUCACAUUUCCAAAACGCAUCUCAGAGAGCUUAAUCAGUGUAAACUAUUAUACUUUAAUGUGGAUUCCUGUAGCUCAGUUGGUUAGAGCACUC